Molecule: messenger RNA, 2712 nt
Organism: Cyprinus carpio (common carp)
Lineage: Eukaryota; Metazoa; Chordata; Actinopteri; Cypriniformes; Cyprinidae
Gene: mettl15
Product: methyltransferase like 15
Exons: 6
Coding region: 164-1387 (407 amino acids)
Biological process (GO): rRNA base methylation
Molecular function (GO): rRNA (cytosine-N4-)-methyltransferase activity
Source: RefSeq, a predicted model, not a curated record
AUCACGUGUUUACAGACAUGACAACAAGUCCAUGCACUUCCUUUGAAAUCCGAAAAUGAUCUUGAACAUACAAACCCUGCCUCUGGCGCGCUGCACGUGUCCCUGUGUUUCUUUCUGUGUCUUGUAUUCUAUUGGCGGGAUUAUAUAAAUAUCAAGAGCCCAGAUGCCUCUAUAUUGUAGUCGUUUCAUGGUUGCACCCUGCAAACGGACCUUGGGAGACGUUGUUCCUGACCACAGCUCCAGAGUGUUCAGGCGAUGCUGGAGAAGGUUGUGGCAUCCAGGGAGGCUCUAUACUGGCUCAGUGACUUCAAGCCCUGAUUCUGAGUUCAGAAAUUCAGAGAUGUCGACCCAAAGUGAGAAACCCUUUCACACGCCAGUCAUGGUGAAGGAAGUGUUGCAGUUUCUGGACAUCAAACCAGGGCAGGUGGUCCUGGACUUGACCUUUGGGGCUGGAGGUCACUCGAAAGCCAUCCUGCAGUCGGUUCCCGGUGUAACGGUGGUGGCAGCAGAUCGUGACCCCAAAGCUUUCCAAAUGGCUCAGCGUUUAGCUGAAGAAUACCGGGGCCAGGUGAAGCCAGUACUAGGGAGGUUCAGUGAGCUGAAUAACCUGCUCCCAGCACUGGGUUUGCGUCCAGGAGGUGUGGAUGCUGCCCUUCUGGACGCUGGAUGCUCCUCCAUGCAGAUGGAUUCAGCAGAGAGAGGCUUCUCCCUCAGCAAGGAUGGACCGCUGGACAUGAGGAUGGAUGGAGACAGGUACCCCGACAUGCCCUGCGCGGCUGACGUGGUCAACGCCUUGGAUCAACAGGCGCUUGCGUCCGUGCUGGCCGCGUACGGGGAGGAGCGGCACACCAGGAAAAUUGCGGCGGCCAUCACACAGGCACGCAGCGUCUACCCCAUCGGCCGGACCCUGCAACUGGCCAGCAUCGUAGCAGGAGCGUUUCCAGCGAGCGCGCUGUACGCUCGGCGUGACCGCCUGCAGCGCCCUUCACACGUUGCCACCAAAACCUUCCAGGCCUUACGGAUAUUCGUGAAUGACGAGCUCAAUGAGUUGCACGCCGGCCUGCGUGUGGCGCAGACCCUGCUCCGUCCCAAGGGGCGACUCUGUGUUCUCACUUUCCACUCCUUGGAGGACCGGUUGACCAAGCGUUUCCUCCGUGGAGAGGACCUGGCCGCCCCUCCGCGCCGCAGCCAUCGCCAGCGAGCCAAAGCCCGUCUUGGGUUAGAGGGAGAAGAGCAUGAGGAGGAGGAAGAGAAUGAAGAAGAGGAGAAAGGGCGAGAGAGCAAACAUUGGGUCAGUCUGAAGAAGGUGAUAAAGCCAAGUGAAGAAGAGGUCCAGGAAAACCCAAGAGCUCGAUCAGCUAAACUCAGAACAGCAGUAAGACGAUAGAGAACAGAUGCUUUUUACUAGAUUGCUAAGGAAAGAAAGUACAAAGCUGUCACUGGAGAGGUAUAUUAUUUCCUAAAGUGUACAUAUUAAUACUUAUUUAAAGUGUACCGGCCCAGUGGCAGUUUGUGCUUUUUUUCUGGGUGUGUACACGUGUAGUUUUAUUCACAUCAGUGUGUUUCGGUUAUUUUGAAGUAAUACAAAAUAAACAAUAGAACUCCAGAAUCAGUUUUUUAAUUUGUUGUUAAAAAUGUCAGUGGUGUGGGAAUGAAGUCUGAAAGAAUUUUCAUGUACACUUCGCAUAACACUUUAAAUAUCAUAACAUAUUAAAAAUUAUUCUUUUUUUUUAAUCAGUUUUCUAUGUUUUAAGUUUUAUUUCUAAUUUGUGUUGAGUUUGUUAUUUUUCAGUGUAGUUUUCAUUUUCACUUUAUCAGAAUUUUUUUAAAAGUUCUGAUUUAUUUUAAUUUAAAUCUUUUAUUUUAGUUUUACUAGUUUAGGGCUUCCAAAGUUAAAGGGAUAGUUAGGAAAGAAGAUAUUUUGGUAACCUACAGUUGAUGGUAGCCAUUGACUUUCAUAAUAUUUUUUCUCAAAUUAUGGAAGUCAUUGGCUACCAUCAGCUGUUUGGUUACCAACAUUAUUCGAAAUGUCCUCUUUUGUACUUGACAGAAGAAAGAACAUCAUACAGGUUUGGAACAACUUGAGGGUGAAUGAUGAUAGAACUUUUAUUUUCGGGUAAACUGUCCCUUUAAUGUAGUAUCUGGUAUUAUUUAAAAAUGUUUAAACAGUCUGUUGUUAUUGCUUAGUGACAUUUUCAUGUUUACUGCAGGUGGUUUGUACAGGUUUCAAGUUUCCGCAUAAGUCUAAAAACAAAAUAUCAUAACUGGAUCUUCCAGUAAGAACUACAGGCCCCUCUGCUGAUGUAUGCCAGAAUUCUCCAAACAUGUAGUUUGCUUAACCCCCCCCCCCUUUUUUUUUUUACAAUCGAUUGCAAGCUGAUUGCAUCCAUGGAUAGAACCAAGUUCCUGCCCUACAUUUUUCUUUUUCAAAAGUCUGCUUCACUUGGAUGUACAUCACAGUACAAAGAAAUAUACUUGUUACAUCAUAGCUUUAAAUUGUGGCUAUUUUUAUUUGUGUAAAGUUAAGUUUUGGAGUCAUAAAGUUUUUUGUUUUAGUUACAGUUAGCUCUUAAUUUUUCUUCAAACAAAAAUGUUUUAUACUGUAUGUAGUUUUCGUUCAGGAUAAUAACUGUCUGUCACUCAAGGUUGCAUCCAUCUUUUACCUGCUGAGCUGCCACCUUCCCAUUGCACCAAUAAACAGACCUUACCACA